This is a messenger RNA of Synchiropus splendidus (mandarinfish), 2435 nucleotides long. RefSeq names its product poly(A) binding protein, cytoplasmic 4 (inducible form) (gene pabpc4). The record is from RefSeq and is a predicted model, not a curated record. NCBI's taxonomy places the organism in Eukaryota, Metazoa, Chordata, Actinopteri, Syngnathiformes, Callionymidae. Gene Ontology annotation, molecular function: RNA binding. Bases 252 to 2123 code for a protein of 623 amino acids. The transcript is spliced from 15 exons. Gene Ontology annotation, cellular component: ribonucleoprotein complex.
CACAAAUCCACCGUGAGUGUCCUACUCACUGUUCUUGAAAAACUUUUAUAAAAAAUACAUAAAAAUUACAAAAUUCAUAAAACUAAUAAAAACAAGUAUCGCGCAAAGAAACGUUUAAAAAAAUAGCAAAAAUUUAAACUCGUUAAAAAAAAGGAGACCUUCACUGCCGAUCGGAACUCUCGAAGCCGCAGCAGAGGCAGCAGCUCGCUCCCGGACCCUUUUUUGGUCGAAGCUUUUUGGUAGUUUGAGACAUGAACACGGCCACUGGGAGUUAUCCGAUGGCUUCCCUGUACGUGGGAGACCUGCACCCCGACAUCACCGAGGCCAUGUUGUACGAGAAGUUUAGCCCAGCCGGGCCGGUUCUGUCGAUCCGGGUGUGCAGAGACAUGAUGACCCGAAGAUCCCUGGGGUACGCUUAUGUCAACUUCUCCCAACCCGCCGACGCUGAGAGAGCCCUGGACACCAUGAACUUUGACGUGGUGAAAGGAAAACCCAUCCGGAUCAUGUGGUCCCAGAGAGACCCGUCCCUCAGGAAGUCAGGGGUGGGAAAUGUGUUCAUCAAGAACCUCGACAAGUCCAUCGACAACAAGUCUCUCUAUGACACUUUCUCUACAUUUGGGAACAUCCUGUCAUGCAAGGUGGUGUGUGACGAGAAUGGCUCGAAGGGUUACGCGUUCGUCCACUUUGAGACGCAGGACGCGGCCGACCGGGCCAUUGAGAAGAUGAACGGGAUGCUUCUGAAUGACCGCAAGGUGUUUGUGGGUCGCUUCAAAUCUCGCAAAGAGCGUGAGGCUGAAUUGGGCGCUAAAGCCAAAGAGUUCACCAACGUCUACAUCAAGAACUUUGGAGAGGACAUGGACGACGAUCGGCUGAAAGAGAUGUUUGACAAAUAUGGGAAAACCCUCAGCGUGAAGGUGAUGACGGAUCCCACCGGCAAAUCCAGAGGCUUCGGAUUUGUUAGCUACGAGAAGCAUGAGGACGCUAACAAGGCUGUUGAAGACAUGAAUGGUUCUGAACUCAACGGCAAGACUGUGUUUGUGGGCCGUGCUCAGAAGAAGAUGGAGCGGCAGGCGGAGCUCAAGAGGAAGUUUGAACUACUGAAGCAGGAAAGAAUCAGUCGUUACCAGGGUGUCAAUUUGUACAUCAAGAACCUGGAUGAUACGAUAGAUGAUGAAAAACUGCGUAAAGAGUUCUCUCCAUUCGGUUCAAUCACAAGUGCGAAGGUGAUGUUGGAGGAGGGUCGCUCCAAAGGCUUCGGCUUUGUCUGCUUCUCCUCCCCGGAGGAGGCCACCAAGGCUGUGACUGAGAUGAAUGGACGUAUUAUUGGAUCCAAGCCUCUCUAUGUGGCUCUGGCUCAGCGCAAGGAGGAGCGCAAAGCUCACCUCACCAACCAGUACAUGCAGCGCAUCGCUGGCAUGAGAGCCAUGCCGGCCAACGCCAUCAUCAACCAGUUCCAGCCCACCAGUGGAUACUUCAUGCCAGCUGUUCCACAGGCCCAGAACAGGACCACAUACUAUGCACCCAAUCAGAUGGCACCAAUGCGUCCCAACCCUCGCUGGCAACAGCAAGUCGGUAGAGGCCAAGGAGGCUUCCAGGGAAUGCCCAGCUCGCUGCGACAGCCCGGCCCUCGUGCUAACAUGCGACACAUGAGUCCUGGUGGAAACUCUCAGGGCCUGCGAGCUGCUGGCCAGACAAUGGCGCCUCGUCCUUCCAUGGUGCCUGGCCCUCGGCCAAUGCCUCCUUAUAAAUACGCCACUGGUGUGCGAAACCCCAACCCUCAAGUGGUGCAACCAAUUCCUUUACAACAGGCUCAGCCAGCCGUACACGUCCAGGGCCAGGAGCCGCUAACAGCCUCCAUGUUGGCUGCUGCACCGCCACAGGAGCAGAAGCAGAUGCUUGGUGAACGUCUCUUCCCCCUGAUUCAGGCGAUGCAUGCCAACCUGGCGGGAAAGAUCACUGGCAUGCUGCUGGAAAUUGACAACUCUGAGCUGCUGCACAUGCUGGAGUCCCAUGAAUCUCUGCGGUCAAAGGUGGAGGAGGCGGUCGCAGUACUGCAAGCCCACCAAGCCAAGAAAGAAGCCACCCAGAAAGUGGGCACCACUGGUGCUGCUCCAACAUCCUGAGCAUUCUGGCUAUAUUUUAUUGGGCAGAUCAUCACGGACACCGGACAAUACUCAGCCAUCCAGCUAACACAAGAGAGAAGGCAUCGUUUCUGUAGGAAUAUUUAGAGUAAAUCUACUUAUUUUAUUGAUCAGAAAUAAAAUCUAAUAUAAUUAAAAUACCUAAUUUUGUGGCAAAGGAGAGAAUUUAUUUCCUGAAUGGAGAAUGAAUUUUGUUCCAUUUUCUUUGCUUGAAGAUUUAUGUUUGGUUUAUGACAAGACUCCAUCCCGUCAUGUUAUCAGGGGUGUGUGGUAUGCUCAAUAAAAGAAUGUUAU